Molecule: messenger RNA, 682 nt
Organism: Phanerochaete carnosa HHB-10118-sp
Lineage: Eukaryota; Fungi; Basidiomycota; Agaricomycetes; Polyporales; Phanerochaetaceae
Exons: 5
Coding region: 64-411 (115 amino acids)
Biological process (GO): translation
Cellular component (GO): ribosome
Molecular function (GO): structural constituent of ribosome
Source: RefSeq, a predicted model, not a curated record
GUCGGCAGCAGGAUCCUCAAGACAAGUUGCAGAUAGACGUCCUUUUCCUGUCACUCAACUAAAAUGGCUCAACGCGUCACCCUUCGCAAGCGCACACCGUACAAUACCACUUCCGCCCGUCGACGGGUUGUGAAGACUCCUGGUGGCAAACUCGUCUACCAGCACCUCAAGAAGCUGCCCUCUGCACCAAAGUGCGGUGACUGCGGCAUCAAGCUGUCCGGUGUUCCCGCUCUUCGCCCCCGCCAGUACGCGACCAUUUCCAAGACCAAGAAGACCGUUCGUCGGGCGUACGGUGGCUCGCGGUGUGGUGACUGCGUUAAACAGAGAAUCCUCCGCGCUUUCUUGGUUGAGGAGGCCAAGAUUGUAAAGAAGGUCAUUAAAUCGCAACAGAAGCCCGCUGGCCGCAAGUAAACUGCUGCUUGAGCUUUGAUUUCUCUGCUGCUGUAUGGUUCUGUACGACGCGGGGCAACGGAUGGCUGUCCUGCUAUACCUCGACCAUUAUAUACUACAGCAACGACAUGCUUCCCUCCAUGCUUUCUAUGUUGCAAUCGCGUGCACAUCUGUAUUCCACUUCCUGCUCUUUUCCAGGACGACAAACAUUGACUGACCAGGUCAGUACGGAAUUCUUAAAGGUGUGACAUCAGGGUGCUAGUCGCCACAUGCAUCAAUUACGUUGUCCCGG